Molecule: messenger RNA, 2190 nt
Organism: Calypte anna (Anna's hummingbird)
Lineage: Eukaryota; Metazoa; Chordata; Aves; Apodiformes; Trochilidae
Gene: DCLRE1C
Product: DNA cross-link repair 1C
Exons: 14
Coding region: 1-2115 (704 amino acids)
Biological process (GO): double-strand break repair via nonhomologous end joining; protection from non-homologous end joining at telomere; interstrand cross-link repair
Molecular function (GO): damaged DNA binding; 5'-3' DNA exonuclease activity
Source: RefSeq, a predicted model, not a curated record
AUGAGCAGGUUCGGGGGUCGCAUGCGCGAGUACCCGGCUGUGUCCAUCGACCGCUUCGACCACCACAACCUGCGGGCGCGCGCCUACUUCCUGUCCCACUGCCACAAGGAUCACAUGAAGGGGCUGAGGGCGCCCGCCAUGAAGAGGAGGCUGGAGGGCAGCUUGAAAGUUAAAUUAUAUUGCUCACCAGUAACUAAGGAACUGCUGCUGACUAGCUGGAAAUACAAGUUUUGGGAGAACCACAUUGUUGCAUUGGAGGUUGAAACUCCAACUCAGAUUUCUUUAGUAGAUGAAACAUCUGGUGAGAAAGAAGAUAUAGAGGUGACACUCCUCCCAGCUGGUCACUGUCCAGGAUCAGUCAUGUUUUUGUUUGAAGGUGAAAAUGGGACUGUGCUGUAUACAGGGGAUUUCAGGCUUGCAAAGGGAGAAGCAGCCAGAAUGAAGCUUUUGCAUUCAGGGACAAGAGUAAAAGACAUCCAGAGUGUGUAUUUGGACACCACUUUUUGUGAUCCCAAAUAUUAUCAUAUACCACGCCGGGAGGAAUGUUUAAAGGGGAUAUUAGGGUUGGCACGAAGCUGGACCUCGCUGAGUCGUUAUCAUGUUGUGUGGCUGAAUUGCAAAGCUGCUUAUGGAUAUGAAUAUUUAUUCAUAAACCUCAGUGAGGAACUUGGAAUCAAGGUGCAUGUAAACAAACUUGAUAUGUUUAGAAACAUGCCAGAAAUCCUCUGCCAUAUCACUACAGACCGAGACACUCAGCUCCACGCCUGCCGACAUCCUCGGGAUGAUGAAUGCUUUAGAGGGAACAGACUGCCCUGUGGGAUGACUCGCCAAAAUGGAACUCCCUUGCGCAUAAUCAGCAUCAAACCCUCCACUAUGUGGUUUAGAGAAAGGAGCAAGAAAACCAAUGUAAUAGUGAGGACUGGGGAGAGUACAUACAGAGCUUGUUUCUCUUUCCACUCUUCAUACAGUGAGAUUAAAGAUUUCCUGAGCCAUAUCUGUCCUGUGAAUGUGUAUCCCAAUGUACUGCCCUUGGGUGGGACAGAAGACAAAGUUGUGGAAAUAUUAAAGCCAUUAUGCAGGUCGUACAGGGGGAAGGUGGAACCCAGGUACAAGCCCUUAGGAACACUGAAGAGAGUCCACAAGAGAGACUUACCUGAUACAGAUGAAGAUGAUCUCUUUGAUCCAGACUUAACUUCUUCUAGGCCCAAGAUUCCAAAACAUCAGAUAGAAGAGAGCAGGCCCUCCAGCACAGGACAAUCUGAAAAUGCUGAAGGAAACAUUAAUGAGAGCACAGAAAAUUACAAAGCAACCACAACUUACACCUCCCUCAAGGUAGAUUUCAUGGACUGUGAGGAGUCAAAUGAUGAUGAUGAUGAUGAUGAAGAAGAAUCUGAACAAAAUACAGUUCAAGUUCUUUCCCCUAAGCCAGAUGCAUCUUCCACAUCUAACUUCAAUGGAGUAACUAGUGACCAGCAGGUGUCUAAUGAUGACAUCCCUCGCUGGGAUGCAUUUUUUAAGUGUAACAAACUAGAUGAAAGCUCUGAAAAUGAGGAGAACUUCCCAUCUUCAGCAGAUGCUGGUGGGUCCCAGUCACUCUUCAGUGAUUCAGAUGGAGUAAGUGACUCAACACACAUCUCCUCCCAAAAUUCCUCUCAGUCCACACACAUCUCGGAGCAGGGGAGCCAGGGCUGGGAUAGCCAAAUGGACACAGUACUCAUUACCUCCCAAGAGAGAAAUGCCCUGGACCUGAGCAAGGGUGGGAGCAGAACAGUUGUUUCUGUACUGCAGGACACUGCCAAAGACAGUCAAUCUGACAGCAAGAUGUGCAAGCCACUGUCUCAAAAUGGGUUUUGUGCCUACGAUGUUGCCUGUGACCUUAAAAGCAAAGACUGUGAGAAAGAUGCAGAAGCUGCUGAUGUUCCAGAUGGGCAGGUGGAAAUAAGUAACAACUCUGAGACUCCUGAUCUAGAACUGAGGAGAGAAUCCCAGAGCUCCUCUGACUUUGAAAUUCCCUUGACUCCUGGUGCUGAAGCACCUCAGCCAGAUAAACUGCACUGCUUGUAUCAGAAGCUGGCAGCAGGUGAGAGCAUCCUCAGUGAGAGAAAAGUUUCCUGAAGAUGGGUAUAACUGAUGCUCACAGUAACAAACACUGACAUUUGUUUAUUAAACCAUGAACUGUUUUUUUUCCUA